Molecule: messenger RNA, 4521 nt
Organism: Argiope bruennichi
Lineage: Eukaryota; Metazoa; Arthropoda; Arachnida; Araneae; Araneidae
Product: aspartate--ammonia ligase-like
Exons: 1
Coding region: 226-1209 (327 amino acids)
Cellular component (GO): cytoplasm; cytosol
Molecular function (GO): aspartate-ammonia ligase activity
Source: RefSeq, a predicted model, not a curated record
GUUAACGUGUCAAGCAUUUCUUGAACCAGCCUUGGAGCACCUUGGCCUUUGUUGUACCACGUUGUUUUCGGAUAGGAGGUAAUUCAGUGCUGUUUAUCACUCGAUUGUGUUUUUCCUUUUGAAAUAGUUUAGACUAACGAAAGUUAUUUGCAUCAAUAAGAAAAUUUUGAAGAAAACGCAAUAGAAAAAUUGUUUUCUAAUAUUAUUAUUUUGUCUUCUGUUAACAUGGUUUAUAAUAGUAAGUUAUCUGUUUAUGAAACUCAAAAGGCAAUCAAAUUGAUUAAAGUAAAAUUUGAAGAUGAAUUGUGUAAUAAAUUAAAUUUAACUCGUAUAUCCCCACCACUUUUUGUGGAAACUAAUUCUGGAAUAAAUGAUGAUCUGAAUGGCAGUGAAAGACCGGUUGCUUUUGAUACAAAAUCUGGAAUAUCUGCAUCUGUUGUUCAAUCACUUGCCAAAUGGAAAAGAUUAGCGCUUAAGAAAUAUGAGUUUGAAGUAUACUCUGGAUUAUAUGCGAAUAUGAAUGCUAUAAGAAGAGAUGAAGACUUAGGGCCCAUGCAUUCUAUUUAUGUAGAUCAGUGGGAUUGGGAAAAAGUUAUUAAGGAAGAAGAUAGAAAUACGGCAUACCUUCAGUCUGUGGUGAAAGAUAUUUAUGUGUGUAUUCAGGCAACAGAAAAAUUUAUCAGGGAAAAGUACCCUGUGUUACGUCAAAAACUUCCUGAACAAAUCACUUUCAUCAGUUCUCAACAAAUGGAGGAUGAAUUUCCUCAGUUAUCACCAAAAGAGCGUGAAAAUGAGUACACAAGAAAAUAUGGUGCUAUCUUCAUUUCUCAAGUUGGAAAAACAUUAAAAUCUGGACAAAAACAUGAUGGCCGAGCUCCUGAUUAUGAUGACUGGGAAUUGAAUGGUGACAUUCUUGUACAUCAUGAUGAACUUGAUGUUGCUUUCGAGUUGUCAAGUAUGGGUAUCAGAGUUACAAAAGAUUCUUUAAUAACCCAACUCACUGAAUUAAGUGCAUUAGAUAGAUUGAAUUUGCCCUUCCAUAAAGCUUUAGCAAAUGGUGAAUUUCCUUUUACUAUUGGUGGAGGUAUUGGUCAGUCUCGCUUAUGUAUGUAUCUGCUGGAUAAGAUACAUAUUGGAGAAGUACAAGCUUCUGUGUGGGAUGAAGAUAUCUUGGCUGAUUGUGCAAAAAGAAAUAUUAAGCUUUUAUAAAAUGUAUUAUUUUCUAAAUCAUUUUUUUUAUUGGGUAUUAUAUAUUUUUUGAGUAUCUAACUAUAUGGAUACUUUUUGGGUAUUUUGUAAUGGGAAUGGUAUAUUUUUAUUAUAUCAAAUAUUAUUAUUAUUAAAUGUUUCAAUAUAUAUCUAAUUUUUGUACCUCUUGCCAUUAGGAAUAUUCAACUUAUUUUAUUAUAAGGCUUUAUAAAAAAUAUAGUUGCAUUUUGAUAUGGUUUAUUUUUUCUAAUUGAUUCUUAAUUACACACAAUUAAGUUGUUUUGUAUAUUUAUUCUAUUUUAAUUUGUUUCUGGUCUGGUUUUCUUAUUUUUAUAACAGUUAAUAGACUUAUUGAAUGUAUUACUCUAAAAGUGUAAUGAGAAUCUCAAAUCUUUGUUAUUGUUAUGUUUUGAAAUUUGAUUUUGUGACAAUGUUUUAUAUUCUUUAGCUUUUACAUUUUCAUAUUUCAUUUAUUAAGCCUUGUUAAAUGAAAUAAAAUAUGUUUAGUUAUAGCAUAAGAAGCUAGUACAUUGUUUAUGCUCAUAAAUAUAUAGGAAUCUAUGAACUUAAUAAGAUGUAUGUCUAUUUUCCAAUCAGAUUGUCUAUGAUCCAGCUGUUAUCAAUCAAUGUCUAGAAACAAGAUAGCUGCAAAUGUAAUUAUUUUUGCCAAUGAUUUUAGAAUCAAAGACCUUAUUUUCUAAAUAAGUUUAUUAUAUCUUCUCUUCCAUAAUUUAUUGAAUUUUGUUUCCUUUCAAAAUAAUUGGUUUCGUAUAUAUAUAUAUAUAUAUAUAUAUAGACUAAAAGUUUGUUCUUUGUUUUUGUAAUAACAAAAUGCAUUCAUUUUUAUUUUGACUUCAAUAAUUUAUCUUUUUGAAUGUCUUUUAUCAUUUUUUUUUCACUCUUAUGUCAUAUAUUAAAAAUGAUUAUCAUAUACUUUACAUUUAUAAAUUGCAUUUUACCAAAACAGUGCGAUUGUUUAGCUUUUCUUUUUUACAUACAAUUUCAAAAAAAUAUUGCCAUUUAAAAUUAUACUGAUCUCACUUAUCCAUUUAUAUUGUAAUAUCAGCAAUUUUUUAUUUUAUUGUGAUUGUCUUUUGCAAGAGUGGUUAUUAUAUUUAUAUAUUUGUUUGAAAUGAAUUUAAACUAAGCAAGCAGAUUUAAUCAAAGAUUUUUAAUUUUAAAAAUUAAUGUUUCUAAAUAUUUACUUUUUAAUGUAUGAAUAAUAUCUUUUAAAUUUUGACUUGAUUCUAAAGUUUUAUUAAUUAUUUUAUUGAAUCUAAAAAGCAUGCAAUAAUUGUUUUUAUAUUGAAUUAAUUAUAUUUGCUUUUAUGAACUUUUCUUUUGUUUUCUAUUUAUGUGUGUUUUGCAAAUCAGAUAUUUUUACUUUUCUUGCAAAAAAUAUUUCAAGCUAGAGUCUUCACAAUUUUUAAAAUUUACAAUCAUAAAUUUUCAGGAUAAUUUGUAUGGAGCAAGUAGAAAUUAUUUGAUAUUUUUCUAGUCCAUUUUUUAAAAAAUGGUAUAUUUGAUUUUUUUAAUUUAAAUAAUUUUUUUAGUCUUCUAUAUCCAUCUUAGUCUUAUAUAUGUAAAAUUUUGCAACCAAUUUUAAAGUAACUCUCGGAUAAGGUAGACUUGAUAACUAAAUUUGUACAAGAAAGCAAAUUAGUAUUACAUCAUCAUUCAUUUCUGACCUUUGAUUAAAAUUCCUAGUUCAUUUAGAAGUUAGCUUAAAGUUGAUUGCAAAAUUUGUGCUAAACAGUCACUUAAAAAAAAAAAAAAAGAGUUAAUGAAAAGAAUGUUAAAAUCGCCUAUUUCAAAAGAACGUAUUUUUGCCAUGAUAAUGAAAAUGAUCCAUAUUAUGUUUAAAAUCAAACAAAUCUAAAUAAUGUAGGUUUUUUAAAUUAUUUUUUUUUAAUUAUUUAACUAAAAAAAGAAGAAAAAAUAUGCAUGUAGUUUUGAGAUUGAAAUUUGUGUGUGUUUCUGUCUUUUAUAAAUUGGAGUUAAGAGAUUUUUGCAAUUAGGCUGACAUCUGAUUUUUGACUCUUCUUUACUUUUUACUUAUAUAUGAGUAAUUCAUGUUUAAAAAUUUAUUAUUAAAAAGAGUAUCUAUAUUUGUUUAAAGGAGUAUCUUUUGAAGAAGUCUUCGUAAGUUCUCAUUGGCUUAGAAGAUGACCACAUUAAUCUUGGGGGAAGAUAUUUUCUGCAGAUCAUUUAUGUUCUAUAAUACAGAGGGGGGAAAAAAGAAAGUCAUUUUGUGUGCUCGUGUACUGACUAAAAGUUGAAAAGAAUUAAUUGAUUAGGUUGGUCUGAAAAAUAUCAUUUAUUUUAUGUUUUUCCUCCCUGAUGACCAGUCCUAGUACUUAUUAUUUUGCUUCAUUGAAUACAUUCAUUUUUAAGUAAAUAGUUCAUUAAAGUUUUAACAAUGAUUUAUAUUUAAAAGAAAAUUGAGAAGUUUUUCAUUUAGGUACAUAACAGCAUUUUAAUAUUAAAUUUUCUUUUAGUGUUAUGAAUUUUCAGAAUACAUAUGUUUCUGAUACAUAGGUUUUCUAUCAGCAGUAACAGUACAAAAUGAUCAGAAGUUUUGAACUAGAGAGGAUUAAUUGGACUUUGCCAAUCUAUUUCUUGUGCUUUUCUGUGUUGAAGUUAUAUCAUUUAAUUUGCUAUGUGUUUCAGGGAUAUUAAGAUUAGUACUUUCAGAUUAUUUUACUCUGCAAAUGGGUGAUAUGUUGUAAGAUGUAAUUGUUUCUGAAUUCUUUGUUAAAAUUAGAUUUUGAUAGACUGUAAAUCAGCAUCUGUGAAUUGAAAGUAAAUAGAUGUAUGUUGAAUUUUAAAAAAAUAAAAAUUAGAUAAUUUUUCAUUCUCCUAUGCUUUAGAUGUAGAUAUAAUUGAGUUGUGCCAAAUGCUUUCUAAGUGCCAUUUUUAAAGAUAAUCGUCUGUUGUUGAAUGUGCAGUGAAAUUGUCAGUCAUUUAUAAGCUAUAAUUAUUUAUUUUAAGAAAGUAUUCUGGUUUUUGAAACAGUGAAUCUCUGUUAACCCUCAACAGUCCUAAGUGACUUCUCAUAUGACAAUAGUGUUUUGUUAGUCAUGUCAUGUACAAAAAUCCAAGGUUAAGUUUUAUAUUUUAUAAUUUUGUACUUCUUUUUAUUAUCGGGUAUACUGUCUUGAUUUAAUAAUUAAAUUAACUGUUUACUACUAUUUGUUUUUAUUUACUGUGUUAAAUAUUUCUGGUUUUUAAUUUUAGUUCUGAAUUUAACAGUAUAAUUCUGAAUCUCUUUAUUAUUGGUACACUAUCUUGAGGGAAUAAUAAAAUUUACUG